AUGGAUACGCAACAGAGUAACAAGGCACACAGGGCCGGGAACUCCAAAAAAAACACAGCAAAGAAGAAGCUUCACUCCCAGGGUAAAAAUGCAAAAGCUUUUGCAUUUGCCAAACCCGGAAAACUUCAAAGACAAGCGACAAGAAGUAGUGAUUUAGGCGAGAAACGGUUCCAUGUCCCCAUGGUGGACCGUACCCCUGAAGAUGAUCCUCCGCCAGUCAUUGUCGCUGUGGUUGGCCCCCCAGGCACAGGUAAGACCACCUUGAUUCGUUCGUUGAUUCGCCGAUUAUCCAAAACCACAAUUACCGAUAUCAAAGGUCCAAUCACCAUUGUCUCCGGUAAAAGGAGAAGAUUGACAUUUAUAGAGUGUUCCAAUGAUUUGAAUUCCAUGAUUGACAUUGCGAAAAUUGCAGAUUUGGUUUUGUUAUGUAUGGAUGGUAAUUUUGGAUUCGAAAUGGAAACAAUGGAAUUUUUGAAUAUUGCGCAACAUCAUGGUAUGCCAAGGGUUUUAGGUGUCACCACCCAUUUGGACCUAUUCAAAAAGCCAGCAACCAUGAGAGCGGCAAAAAAGAGACUCAAGCAGAGAUUCUGGACCGAGGUUUAUCAAGGUGCCAAAUUGUUCUACCUUUCAGGUGUUAUAAACGGUAGAUAUCCAGAUCGUGAAAUUUUAAACUUAUCCAGAUUUAUUUCAGUCAUGAAAUUCAGACCUUUGAAAUGGAGAAAUGAACAUCCUUAUUUGAUGGCCGAUAGAGUGGUCGAUUUAACUCAUCCUUCCAAAAUUGAGCAUGAUCCAAAGUGUGAUAGAAAAAUUGCCCUUUAUGGGUAUUUACAUGGAACUCCAUUGUCAGACAACGCUAGGGUUCACAUUGCAGGUGUUGGUGAUUACACUGUUUCUAAUGUUGAAAAAUUACCAGACCCUUGUCCAACGCCAUAUUUUGAACAGAAGCUUGAGGAAUAUGAAAGAGAACAACGGAAAUUGGCAGAAGCGAAUGGCCAGCCAGCACCUCCUAAAACCGGUAGACGCAGAAAAAGAUUAGAAGAUAAACAAAGGAUCAUUUAUGCUCCAAUGUCUGAUGUUCAUGGUGUUUUAAUUGAUAAGGAUGCUGUGUAUAUAGAUGUAGGUCAAAAAUCUUUCAAGUCAGAGGAAGACAUGAGCGGUGUUGGUGAGAAAUUAGUCGCAGACUUACAGCAUGCUGCCGAUAUCGUUGACUCAAGGAAAAAAUCAAAUAUCAAGCUAUUCAGUAAUGGUCCAGAGAUGAACAUUUUGAAUGGGAAUGAUGGUGAAGAGGAAGAAGAAGAAGAAGAAGAAGGAGAAGAACUUGAAGAUCCGGAAGAACUAAAAGGUGAAAUGGGUAGAAAAUCUAUGAGAACGGCUAGAGUUUACAAGAAUUCAAUCGAAGAACUAAACGAUUCCAACAAUAAUGGUGAUGAAUCUGAUGAUGAUGUAAUGGAGUUUGACGAAGAAGCAGAUGACAGGGCGAGAGAAUUGAAAAUUAAACAGCUCAGAAAGAGAACUGAUAACCACUCCACCCAAGAAAAGCUUGAGUUCCAGACCGAUUCCGAACUGGAUGAAGAUGAAGAUGAAAUGUCCGAAUGGCAAACCAUCGGUGGUAAGCUUAACCAUCUUCAAAUUAAAAGAACUUGGGAUAUCAACAAACUGAUUUACAUGAACAAUAUUGAGCCGAAAGAUGCAGUUGCUAGGUGGAAGAAUCAAGGUGAAGAUUUGGAUGAGGAAAACAUUUUGGAUUCAAAUUCGAACUCUGAUGACGAAGAUGAUGAUUUCUUCAAGAAGAAAGAGGAAAACAUUAUUGAGAAGUCAAACGGGAUUGGACUAUCAUUAGACGAACUGAAGGAAAAGUGGGUUCCGGGAAGUAAUGCCCUUAACACUUUAAAGAAGAGAUUUUUCUUGUCUGCCAAACAAAGAGUUGAAUUAGCCAAGCAAGUAGGAGAAGAAGCAAAUGAUGAUGAAGUUUUUGGUGAUUUUGAAGAUCUAGAAGAAGAUGGCGCAGAAAGCAUGAGGGAUAGAGAUGAAGAUGAAGAUGGGGAUGGAUCUUCCGCGGAAGAAGAAGCGGAAGAGAAAGAUGACUUCACUAACUUUGAAGAGGAAGAAAUGAAAGAUGAAAUGGGUAUUGGAACUGAAGUUUAUGACGGUUCUGAUGAGGAGGAUGACGUUGAUGAAGAAGAAGACGAGGGGAACCUGACCAUCGAAAAGCAAAGAGAACUAAAUGCAAAGAAAAAGGAAAAGUUGAAGCAGCAAUUUGAAGAGGAGGAAGAGUUUAAAGGCGAUGAUGAUCCAUUUAAUGAACAUGAUAAUUGGUAUGAGUUCCAAAAGGCUAAAAUGGCAAAACAAUUAGAAAUCAACAAGGCUGAAUUAAGCAAACUAGAUCCGGAAGCACGUACUAAGAUUGAAGGUUAUGCUGCUGGUUCCUACGUUAAGUUAACUUUUGAUGCAUUGCCUAUGGAAUUCAUUGAGAAUUUUGACCCUACUUUUCCUGUUAUUAUUGGUGGAUUAUUGAGCACCGAAGAGAGGUUUGGUUAUAUGAAUGCCAGGAUCAGAAGACAUAGAUGGCACAAAAAGAUCUUGAAAACCAAUGACCCAUUAAUCCUAUCACUAGGUUGGAGAAGAUUCCAAACAAUGCCAGUCUAUACCACUUCAGAUUCCAGAACAAGAAACAGGAUGUUGAAGUACACCCCUGAACAUGCCUAUUGUUUCACCACAUUCUAUGGCCCACUUGUUGCACCAAAUACUACCUUCUGUGGUAUUCAAGUUGUUGAUAAAGAUCAUACCACAGGCUCUUUUAGAAUCGCAGCAACUGGUAUCGUUGAAGAUUUGAAUGCUGACACUACCAUUGUAAAAAAAUUAAAACUGGUUGGUUAUCCACAAAAGAUUUUCCGUAAUACAGCGUUUAUUAAGGAUAUGUUCACAUCCGCUAUGGAAGUUGCUAAAUUUGAAGGUGCAUCUAUUAAAACAGUAUCCGGUAUUAGAGGUGAGAUUAAAAGGGCGUUAUCUAGUCCUGAAGGUCAUUUUAGGGCAACUUUUGAAGACAGAAUCUUAAUGAGUGAUAUAGUCAUUCUGAGAACUUGGUAUCCUGUCAAACCAAAGAAAUUCUAUAACCCAGUCACCUCGUUAUUAUUGAAGGAGAAAGACAAUUGGAAGGGGAUGAGAUUAACCGGUGAAGUUCGGGCUGCUAACAACGUUGAAACUCCACGUCAAGAGGAUUCCAAUUACAAAAAGAUCGAAAGACAAGAGAGAAAGUUCAAUAGUUUAAAGAUUUCAACUUCGAUUAAGAAGAAUUUGCCAUUCAAGUCCCAAAUUGCCGAGACUAAGAAGCAGAAGAAGAAGACUUAUGUUCAAAAGAGAGCUGUUGUUAUGGAUGGUGAGGAGAAAGUAAAGAGAGCAUUAAUUCAAACUAUUCAAACUAUUCGUAACGACAAGGAAAGUAUGAGAAAGGCUAAGAAGAGUUCCAAGAUGGCGGAAAAGAUCAAAGCACGUGAGAAGAUUGAAGCUGCUAAAGAGGAGAAGAAAAAGGAAAGAAAGAAGGAGUAUUUCCAACAGCAUGGUCAAAAGCGUAAACUGGAGUCCAGUGAAGGAUCAUCUACGGCGUUUGGUAACAAGAGGAGAUAA
Messenger RNA from Pichia kudriavzevii, 3624 nucleotides. RefSeq lists its product as uncharacterized. Gene Ontology annotation, biological process: maturation of SSU-rRNA from tricistronic rRNA transcript (SSU-rRNA, 5.8S rRNA, LSU-rRNA); endonucleolytic cleavage of tricistronic rRNA transcript (SSU-rRNA, 5.8S rRNA, LSU-rRNA); ribosome biogenesis. Bases 1 to 3624 code for a protein of 1207 amino acids. Gene Ontology annotation, cellular component: 90S preribosome; nucleus. The record is from RefSeq and is a predicted model, not a curated record. Lineage: Eukaryota; Fungi; Ascomycota; Pichiomycetes; Pichiales; Pichiaceae. The transcript has a single exon. Gene Ontology annotation, molecular function: ATP hydrolysis activity; GTP binding; ATP binding.